Messenger RNA from Paralichthys olivaceus (Japanese flounder), 3067 nucleotides. Lineage: Eukaryota; Metazoa; Chordata; Actinopteri; Pleuronectiformes; Paralichthyidae. The record is from RefSeq and is a predicted model, not a curated record.
CGUGACGUCAGUCGAUGGCGCCCUGUGACGUGUGGUGUGUGCGACAGUGACGCUGGACAGUUGGCGGAGAAAGAGAAACGAGAGCGAGAGAGAGAAGGUGGAUCAGAGAUGAAGUCUGAACCGGAUCCUCCAGGAUCUGGAAUCAAGUCAGUCCGAAGGUCUCCUCGUCUGUCCCCUCAGAAUGAAGGAAAGGAGACAAAGAGAGAAGGAGAGAGUUUCAAGGAGAUGAAGAGGAGAGGAAGGAUGGAGAGAAGCAGAGAGGAGAUGGAGGACGAACUAAACAGCAGACUGCAGACACUGGACCUGUCCAGCAGAUCUUCAGUCAGUGGAACUGGUCUUGUUUAUUCUGAAAUCUUCACUCAUCAUCAGAACCUGUGGGAACCAAGUCAUGUAGAGAGUCCACACAGAGUGACGUCCAUCAUGAAGGAGCUGGAGACACAAGAGCUGCUGUCUCACUGCAUCAGAGUGGAGCCCAGAGAAGCUACAGAGGACGAGCUGCUUCUUGCUCACAUGAAACAUUAUGUGGACAUGAUAAAAUCGACCCAGACGAUGUCAGAGAGUGAACUACACACUCUGUCUGAGAAAUACGACUCUGUUUACCUGCAUCCUAGAAUUAAGAAGAUUAAGAGGAUAGUGUUGAUAGUGGACUGGGACGUUCAUCAUGGUCAGGGGAUCCAGUACCUGUUUCAGGAAGACCCCAGUGUCCUGUACUUCAGCGUCCACAGGUACGAGCAGGGAUCUUUCUGGCCUCACCUGGCCGAGUCAGACGGGGGGUUCGUGGGCAGUGGACGAGCCGAAGGACGAACCAUGAACCUGGCCUGGGACAAGACGGGGAUGACUGAUGCUGAUUACAUUACUGCUUUCCAACAACUGCUGCUGCCUGUCGCCUACGAGUUUCAGCCUCAGCUGGUUCUGGUCUCUGCUGGAUUUGAUGCUGCAGUCGGAGAUCAGAAGGGGGAGAUGUGUGUGAGUCCUCAGUGUUUCCAUGUUCUGACUCACUUGUUGAUGAGUUUGGCUGAAGGUCGACUUGUUCUUGCUCUUGAGGGAGGUUAUAAUCUGCAGUCGACAGCAGAGGGUGUUGCAGCCUGUGUCAGAGCUCUGCUGGGAGGAGCCUGUCCUUCUUUGACUCCGCCCACUGUCACAUCUGACAGUGCCCUGCAGUCGAUCUCCCGGACCGUUAGUGCUCAGUACCCACACUGGGCGAGUCUGCAGGUGCUGGAAGGCAGCUCAUUGGCCGAGGGCAGUGUCAUCAGAGCUAUGAGCGAUGAGCAGAGCACGAAGCAGCCCAGCUCCGCCCCCUCUGUUGUCACGACAACAGGUCUGGUUUAUGAUGACAGGAUGAUGGAGCAUCUGAACAUGUGGGACAGACAUCACCCGGAGCAGCCGCAGAGAAUCUCCAAGAUCUUCUCCAAACACCAGCAGCUCGGAUUGGUCAAACGCUGCCAGCGGAUACCAGCGCGCCCAGCAACAGAGGAGGAGCUGACCAUGUGUCACAGUAUGCAGCAUGUGGAGCUCAUUAAAUCAUCGUCAGUGAUGAAGUCCAGAGAUCUUCAUAAACUUGGAGAAGAGUUUAACUCGAUCUUCUUCAACAACCAGAGUUUUCAUUCUGCUCAGCUUGCAGCCGGAGGCUGUUUUAAUGCUGUGGAGAGAAUCCUGAGAGGAGAGGUGAGUAACGGCGUGGCGAUCGUGCGACCUCCGGGACAUCACGCAGAGAGAGACUCUCCAUGUGGCUUCUGCUUCUUCAACACAGCAGCACUCGCCGCUCGUCAUGCCCAGAAAAUCUCCCAACCUGCACCACUGAGAGUCCUCAUCCUGGACUGGGACGUUCACCAUGGCAACGGGACGCAACACAUGUUCGAGGACGACAACAGUGUCCUGUACAUCUCCCUCCAUCGCUAUGACAACGGGAUAUUCUUUCCAUCAUCAGAGGAUGCCGCCCCAAAUAGAGUGGGUGUGGCCAAAGGGGCAGGGUUUAACGUCAACGUGGCGUGGAGCGGAGGACGGAUGGGCGACUCCGAAUACCUUGCUGCUUUUCACCACGUUGUCAUGCCGAUAGCUACCGAGUUUAACCCUGGUCUGAUCCUGGUGUCGGCCGGGUUCGAUGCAGCACGGGGUGACCCGCUAGGUGGAUAUCAUGUGACCCCUGAGGGAUACGCCCACCUCACACACCUGCUGAUGUCACUGGCCGGGGGGCGGGUCCUUCUCAUACUGGAGGGAGGUUACAACUUGUCGUCCAUCUCUGAGUCCAUGGCGAUGUGCACCAGCAUGUUGCUAGGAGACCCUCCUCCAUCCCUGGUGACCCCACUCCCCCCUCCUCAUCACGGCGCUGUGGCAACAAUUAACGAGGUCAUCCGACACCACGCCCCCUACUGGAGGUCCCUGAGGAUAAACAUCCCAGAGUUGGUGCGGGCAUCUCUGCCCCCCCUGAAGCAUCGUGGGAAACGUAGUUCGAAAGGAAAAGGCAGGAAGUCAGAGCAGAGCGGCACAGACAGACCCCUGCUGCCCCCUGCAGGAGCGAAGGACUCAGCGGCAGAGCAGAGUCUUCACCAGCUCACUCAGGGAUUGGCCAGUUUGGACAUCAGCCAAACUUCCGUCAGUCACGCACCUGCAACGUCCACUCCAGUGGGCGGGGCCAGGGCGAAGGUCCGGCCCAGCCCGGAGGUCACAUGUGAGGGUGAAGUGAAGGCGGAGUCCGGCAGUCUAGCCGUAUGUGAGCAGAACCAAUCAGCAGACAGCACACUGCCCCAGACUCAGAUUGUUGCUGUUCCUGUCGGAGAUGAAGCUGCUGGAGGAGCUGGGGCGGAGCUUGAGGCAGCAGGGGCGUGUGGUUGGUCAAAGCCUCAGAUGUGUGUGGAGCUGACGUGUGGAGGACGAACAGAAGAAUCAUCACUAUACGUGGUCGACCCUCUCUCCUGGUGUCCUCACCUGGACUCUGUUAAGCCCCUCCCCUCCUCAGGUAUAAACAUCUACAUGCCGUGUCAGGACUGUGGCUCUGAAGCUGAGAACUGGAUCUGUCUCACCUGCUACCAGGUCUCACAUCACCUUCACUCAAGUGACCCUGAGGAUC